Molecule: messenger RNA, 3101 nt
Organism: Sphaeramia orbicularis (orbiculate cardinalfish)
Lineage: Eukaryota; Metazoa; Chordata; Actinopteri; Kurtiformes; Apogonidae
Product: run domain Beclin-1-interacting and cysteine-rich domain-containing protein-like
Biological process (GO): negative regulation of autophagosome maturation; negative regulation of endocytosis
Cellular component (GO): early endosome; late endosome
Molecular function (GO): phosphatidylinositol phosphate binding
Source: RefSeq, a predicted model, not a curated record
UCCGGUGUGUGGAUGCACCGGUGGGACCCGCUGACGAAGCGGAGAUGGCGGAAGACCGGAGGUCCGAUUAAGUCUUUCAGCGAACGCUAACUACUGUUUCUGAAGGAAAUCACCGUCGUAUAAAACAAGAACCUGGCAGUUGUCGUUGUUGUUGGAUCCGGGCGGACAUGGAGGUGACGGCGGAGGGAGAGGCGGAUGAACGCAGGAGGGAACACUGGAAGCUGUUGUUCAGUUUGAAGACCACAGUGGAAGGUCUUGUGUCCACCAACAAUCCCAAUGUGUGGUCUCGGUACGGUGGCCUUCAGCGGCUGCAUAAAGACAUGAACAAUAUCCUCAGCCAUGGACUGAGGAAUGAACAGGUGUAUUAUAAGCACAGAGACUACUGGCCCUUUGUGUGGUGUGUUCGCUACAUCAGUCCUCACCUGGCCUCGCAUGUUGAACAGUUCAGUCGUCUGGAACCAGUCCUGAGCUCUGGGAUGCAGAGUACCGGUGAAAGCUACAAGGCUGAGCGCUGGCUGCUCCACAGUUUACAGGUUCAUAUGCUGUCGUCUCAGCUUCGACCUCUGCUCAGGCAUCUGGGACAUACACGUAAAUACUAUAAUGAUGAUGCCUUUCUGCUCAGUGAGCCUCAUGUAACCGCCAUGUUCCAGUGCCUAGAGGCUGUGGAGCAGAAUAACCCUAAACUCCUGGCUCAAGUCGACACUGUUGGCCUUUCUCCUCUGAAGGGCCCUCCAUGUCUGGGCCUGUUGAAGAGCCAGAGCCUGUGUGUUUUACCAGGAGCCCACAGUGCUUGGAGAAACGCUGAUGUGACUCCCAGGGGCGUGUCUCUGAACCGGCGCCUUACCACGUCCAACUGCUCCCUCCGUAACACUGACGCCAGCGCCCACCACUACAGCAACGCCAGCUCCCAAAACAGCACCAACAUGGAUGCUCUGUGCUCAGGCAGCAGCGUGGGUCCAUGGAUGUGUGUGUCCGGUCCAGGGAGCAGUGACCUGUUGGCGGUCCCCUGUGGUGGGCCUGGGUCAGUGCCUUCCAUUUCUCUGACAGAGUCCCCGUCGUCCUCGUCCCUCCAACCUGAGGCUGUGGACUCUGCUGACGCUGACUAUGAUGAUGGUCCAGAGUACUUGGCUAUUGGGAACCUGGGCCAGCGCAGUCGCCAGGACUCCAGGAGUUCCAUCCACAGCAGUGAGCAGGAGGACAGCCGGGAACAUUCCCUCAAACCACCUCUACUGGCACCACCUCCACCAAGACGCUCUUCUUUCUCAGAAGGCCAGAGAGCGCCAGGACGAGGGUCCCGAGGACACACUCGCUCCUUUUCUGACACAGGAAUCAAUCAGAAACUUAGGAAUGGAGGGAGUCACCGGAAAAUCACCAUAAUAAUUGAAGAUCCUGUAGCAGAGUCGACGGGCACUGAGCACUCCAUGACCCACUACAGCUCCUUCGCACCUCAGCUCAGUGAUGGCAGCUCCUCCAGUACGCUCUACAUGGAGGCCCAUGGUUCCCAGUACAACGGUGUUCCAGAUGGGAUGUUCCGGAAGCCAUCGGAAGGCCAGAGCCUCAUCAGCUACCUGUCAGAGCAGGACUUUGGCAGCUGUGCUGACCUGGAGAAGGAGAACGCCCAUUUCAGCAUUUCAGAGUCCCUUAUCGCAGCCAUCGAACUGAUGAAGUAUAACCUGCGGCGUCAGGAAGAGGAGGGAGAAGAGGAGGGAGACAGCGACUGUGAGAUUCAGCAACUCAAACAGAAGAUCCGUCUGCGGAGGCAACAGAUCCGCCGCAGCCGCCUGCUCACAUGCUCCGCCUCCCAACACAUGUUUCAGUCCACGGACAGUGGCGGCUCCAGGAGAAGCUCCCAGGGCUCGGACCAGGGCCUGUCAGACUCCGGCUCAGCUGAGGAGGUUGACGAGUGCGAACUACGAGAUGGCUGUGAGGCUCAGUCCCUGCUGGCGGUGUCACAGAGCGGCCUGUCCCUGUCACUGGCCUCCCUCUUCUCAGAUGCAGAUAUUAAACGCAGCGUCAGUUCCAGCAGUAAAUCUUUCCUCAGCUCAGACUCCAUCUCCCCUUCCUUCCUCCAGUCCAACUCUGCUGAGUCAGUCGCCAUGGGUUUGCUCCGGCAGUUUGAAGGGAUGCAGCUUCCUGCUGCCUCUGAGCUGGACUGGCUGGUCCCAGAACAUGACGCUCCACAGAAGCUCCUGCCCAUUCCUGACUCUCUGCCAAUCUCUCCCGACGAUGGCGAACAUGCAGACAUUUAACUAAGAAUUCGUGUUCGAGGCAACCUGGAAUGGGCGCCGCCACGGCCACAGAUCAUCUACAUCCACCCUGCCCCCAAGAGAAAGGUUGUUGUGGCUAAACAGAACUACCGCUGCGCUGGCUGUGGAACCCGCAUCGAUCCAGAUUACAUUAAGCGACUGCGUUACUGCGAGUACCUCGGACGCUAUUCUGCCAGUGCUGUCCAUGAGAACGCCCAGGUGGUGGUUCGCCGUGUACUCAGGAAGUGGGAUUUCAGCAAGUACUACGUCAGUAACUUUGCCCGUGACCUGCUGAGCAAGAUUGCCUGGAGACCCUCUGUUUACCCCAGUGAUAUCAACAGUGGUUUAUACAAAAAGGUCAAGGCUCCUGGAGGACGGUCCCGGGUGAGGGUGCAACUAUUUCAUAUGAAAAACCUGUUCAAGACCUGUCGAUUUGCUAAAGAAGUCCUGGACCAGUUGGACAGUCUACCAGGUCACCUGACUGAGGACCCUGCCCUCUUCUCUCUCAAUGACCUCAGUGCUGUUCGUAACGGGGAACUGGCCCCCCGAAUGAGAGAGCUGCUUAAAACAGGCACCAUGCACGUAGCUGGCUGUGUGCUGUGCCAGGCCAAGGGCUUUGUUUGUGAGUUCUGUGGCAACGACAAAGACAUUAUCUUCCCCUUUCAGCUCAACAAAUGCCAACGCUGUGAAGAAUGCCAUGCGGGCUAUCAUCGCGGCUGCUUCUCAGCGGGCAGAGACUGUCCUCGGUGUCGGCGUCUGGCUGAGCGGAGGGAGAGGAUGGCCCGUAAAAAUAUGGAGGAGCAGGAGGAUGAAGGGGGAGGAGCGGGACUUACUGCUGGGAGGAUGGAAGCAUGA